This is a messenger RNA of Vicia villosa (hairy vetch), 1536 nucleotides long. RefSeq lists its product as uncharacterized. The transcript is spliced from 3 exons. NCBI's taxonomy places the organism in Eukaryota, Viridiplantae, Streptophyta, Magnoliopsida, Fabales, Fabaceae. Bases 242 to 1381 code for a protein of 379 amino acids. The record is from RefSeq and is a predicted model, not a curated record.
CCCCUCCCAUCAUUAGGGGACAUUAUCAUUCUACAAACACAAAAAACAUUUUAUUCUGUCACAACAAACUAAUCAACCCCAAGCCCGUUGAGGCAAAGGGGUAAGUAGAAAGAGAGGAAGAAAACACUUUUUUUCUCUCUUUCUUAAUUUUUUUCAAUAUCGUGUUUCUUGUUCAUUUUAAUAUUAGUCUCUCCACGUGAAAAGGUAAUUGGCCUUGAUAACAUUCCUUGGAAGGCAAGCUAUGAGAAAAUCAUGUCCUAAUUUUGACAAAGCAGAUGGAUUGGAUACAAUUCUGGAAGUGCCUAUUCCAGAGGAAAUGUUGGCCAAUAUGGGCACAAAUGGGUUUAGUCGUUGGCAAAAUCUAAAAACUCUAAUGAAUAAUGCUCAAGAUAAGUCGUCGGGUCUAUCCGCACCUUCGAAUAAUGAGUUCACUGCAUUGCUUAAGCUUGUUGGUGCUCCCCUUAUUCCUUUUCAGGUUCAAUCUGACAAUACUUUGACUCGGCCUCUUAGAGAUUGUUCCAUCAGAGAUUCAAUAGGGAAAUACAUAAUACAACAGUAUGUAGCAGCAACCGGAGGACAAAGUGCAUUGAAUUCAUUGAAAAACAUGUACGCAGUUGGAGAAGUUAGAAUACAUGGAUCAGACAUGCGUCAUGGCGCCGAUGAUAAUAGUGUUAAUUCAAGAGGGAAAGCUGAAGUUGGAGGUUUCGUUCUAUGGCAAAAGAAUCCAGAUUUAUGGUGCUUGGAAUUGGUUGUUUCUGGUUUCAAAAUCACUGCUGGUAGUAAUGGCAAAGUAUCAUGGAAUCAGUCUUCUUCUCAACCUUUUCAUUCAAAUAAAGGCCCUCCUAGACCCCUUCGUCGUUUCUUUCAGGGGCUGGAUCCGAGGUGCACGGCUAACUUGUUCCUCGACGCAGAAUGUGUAGGAGAGAACAAAAUUAACGAUGAUUUGUGUUUCAUGCUAAAAUUACAAGCGGAACAAUAUUUCCUCCAAGCGCAAAGCACGUCGAACACAGAAAUUGUAAUGCACACUGUAUUGGGCUACUUUAGCCAACGAACUGGACUACUUAUCAAAUUUGAGGAUACAAAAUUGGUAAGAAUGAAGGCUGUUAAAGGAAAAGACUCUGUGUUUUGGGAAACAAACAUUGAGUCUACUAUUGACGAUUAUAGAUAUGUUGGUGGUAUUAACAUAGCUCAUGGCGGAAGGACAAUUUCCACACUUUACAGGUAUGGUGCGGCGCAUAAUCAUAAACAAAUGAUUGAAGAAACAUGGUGUAUUGAAGAAAUCGAUUUCAACAUUUUUGGGUUGUCUAUGGAUUGUUUCCUUCCUCCAUCAGAUCAUGAGAAAGAACAUGAUGGUGCAGAGCAUACAGUGGGAGUGAGUUAAGAUUUUGAUUCAAUUUAAUCACUUAACUCCUCAAAUUGUAGGAAGUGUAAAUACAACAUAGACAAGUAUAGGUGAAUCAAAAGUUUUUGUAUUUUGUCCUAUACUUGGAAGGUCCAAACUUUAUCUUUUAACAAAAAACUUUUGUUGACGUCGAA